AUGUCAAACCAUAGCACCGAUGAGUCACUUGACCAGCUUCGGCAGACAGCUCGUCGCAGAACAGCGACACCUGGCCCACGUCCAGGUCUCAAGUCUUCACCGAGCCGCGAGGGCCCCGAGGCAAGUCGACUGGAAUCAUCCAGUUUCACCGACGAGCCCAUGUGGAUGCAAAGGAGACCAUCCAACAAUCCUAUAGAGCAAGCAGAUGAGAAGCCGGCUUCGAGAAGCCGGCAAGAGUGGCCCGGGAUUCAACAACGAAGCAUCAUUGCCCUGGUCCUAUGCUUUUGCGCCAUGCUUUUGGCUACUGGUCCUGCGGCAUAUUGCUGGCUGAACCACGCAGGCCGAGCGGAUAUGGCGGAUGUCUAUCGGGGUGGUGCGCACCCCACGGAGGAGAACUCCUGCUGCGCAGAGGCCACCCCAGGCGCCCACCAUCGGCCGGUGCUUUACAUCGGCAGUGACUACGUGAACGAGGUGGCCUCGGGCGGCAUCAAUGGUUUGCUGAUGAUGGUGGCCACCGUGGUGGCCGGCAUCGGCAUCGACCUGCCCGGUCCCCACAUCUUGGCCAUGGGAAGUGCCAGCCUCAUCUCUUACGGCUUUUCCAUGGGCUUCGGCGCUUUCAUGGUGGAAGAGGCCAAGGAAGGUUUCGCUCGCAGCCAGCUGGAGGAAGAGUACAAUGAAGUGCGAGCCAUGCCGUCCGCCGAAGUGGAUGAGAUGAUUUGUCACUACAGGAAACGUGGCCUAUCCGAGGAGGAUGCUCGCCAUGUGGCCAAGAUCUUCUCCAAAUAUGAGGACUUUUGGGUUCACCACAUGAUGGCCGAGGAGCUAGGAAUCCAAUUGCCACGGGGCCCAACGGCUGCGAUGAAGUCGGGUCUGGCCACCGGCACUUCCUUCCUCAUCUUCGGCUUGGUUCCUUUGCUAGGUUUGGUCAUCUCCACUUGUUUGCGGAGCUGCGCCGGCCCAGCGUGGUAUCGGCCCCAAUUCUCCACAGCCAUGUCGCUCACACUGAGUGCCUUUGCACUCCUUCUACUGGGCAGCUUGGUGAGCCGUUUGGUCGGCAGCCGGACACCGUUGGUCAGCGGAAUGACAAUGCUGGCGAAUGGUUUUGCCGCCUCGAUCAUGGCCUUUGCAGUCAGUCAGCUUUUAUCCACUGAGAUGGAGAAGAAGGCUUUGGGUGCCAAAGUCUCAGAGGUCGACGAAGUGCCACAACCUGUCGCCAAGAGGUGCCCCAAGAGGCUUCGCCUUGACAGUGGUAGCUCUCAGCCUGGAUCGGGCGUGCAAAUGAGUGAGCCGGGCGCUUGGCCCACCUUUCGGCAUCAGUUUUUUCCUUAG
This is a messenger RNA of Durusdinium trenchii, 1329 nucleotides long. The record is from the annotation of a GenBank genome assembly. Lineage: Eukaryota; Dinophyceae; Suessiales; Symbiodiniaceae.